AUGAAUAAGUUAAGGUUUUUAACAAAACGAAAUGUGUGGUUCAUUACAAUCUCAAUUCUUAGUCUUUUUAUAAAUGGGAAUGCUAAAUAUAUGACACUUCCACAAGUGGAUUAUAUUGAAGCUCCAGUAAUUCCUGAGGUUAUUAAGAAACCCAAAUAUUCUAUGAAUAAAUAUCGAUAUCAAAUUGCAUUAGAAGAUCAGAGAAAUCAAGAUCUACAUAAGAAGAGAGUCCUUAUGACUGAGUUAGAAGCUCAAUUAGCAAAGAUCUUACAUUGGAGAAUAAUGAAUGAUGAAAAUUUACUAGUACCAAUUGAUUUUUUGGGGAUUGAGAAGUUAAUGAUGCAACUUUUGCGUAAUUUUGGGUUUUCUGUAUCUAAUUGUCAAGUUCUAUUAAUUGAUGAAGGUUUUUCACAUGAGAAAUCUCUUGAAUAUUGUUUAAAUUUAGAACCUUUUGGAACUAUAGAAUGUCAUGCAUUAACAUGGAUUGAUUAUUCUAUUGUGGUUGACAUGAAAGAACGUAUGAAACGUCGUGGCAUGUUAAUGGAGACAAAAGAUUUGUGUAGAUUUGUUGAACGUAUUAAACCAUCUUUAGUCGCCAAACCAGAAAAGAAAUCUCUUUUUGGAAAAUGCCAACUAAUUGUAAAUGACGAACUUUUAUCUCAAUAUGGUGUUACUAAUAUUGAUAGUGACUUGCUAUGUACAUUAAUGGAUUACACAAUUCAGAAUCCUUGCACCUCUCUUUCGGUUAAUGAGUUAUCUGAAGUAAUGAAAAUUGGCUUACAUUUAGGGCAAUUUUUAUAUCCAAGAUUAUUUCCUAUUUUUGUCAGAGAUCUUUGUACUGCUAGAAAAAUGAUGAGACGCGGUCCGACACGUGAAAUUUGCAGAAAUGCAGUUACUAAAGUUUUAAUUGAUAAAGCCUAUGCACUCAAAGACCAAAUCGUUACUAAUGAUUGGCUAUUCUAUACUGAAAUUUGGAGAUCCUGUGCUUAUGUAUACAAGAAGAAAGCUAUAGGUGCUCAGAAGACUAAUUUAGAUAAGGAAUUUUUUGAUAUAUCACUUGGAAUUAAAUGGUCUGAUGGAACGUUCAGAGGCAUUGAUUCUGAUUAUCCACCUAGUCCUUAUGCUCGUAUUCAUGGUAGAACAAUUGAGGAAGAAUCAGAUACUCUUGUUAUGUCUAUCUUUGAUAGAAAAAUUGAAACUGAAGAUUUAGAUAUAAUUAGUGAUGAUACAGUUGAAUUGUCCAAUAAUGAGGUUGUAGUUCCACGUCGUAAAUGGGUUAGUUCUGGGAUUGUAAAUAGAAUUGAAACUCCUGAUGAAUUUUUAUGGCCAGUUAGAGAAGGAGUUGCUCUUAAUACAGUUCAAAAGAUGUGGGCACAUAUUUUGUUUGGACUUUAUAGAGAUUCUGGUAAUAAAGCUUACAGAUUAGAAGAUUUUGAAUUGUUAAGUAGUAGAAUUGAUCCUACUAAUGUGUUUUCUACAUGUCAGCGUUUGAUCUUUGGUAAAAUUAAAAAGUAUCCCGGUACCCAACGUGAUGGUAAAGGAGGAAGAUUUACAGAAAAACAGAUUGCGGAUUGGUGUGCAGCUAUAGAUGGUACACGCAGUAGAGUAUGUUUAGGUUUACCUACUCCAGCUUUUCUCUGGUCUAAGGAAAUUUUGCAAAAUUUAACUGAAUUACGUCAGGAUUCGAAUUUUGCUAUUGACCAACGUGAUGUUUGUGCUUUAAUGAAUAUGAUGCAACCAUGGAAUUACUCUAAUAAGAAGGGAUUUACUGCUAUGUGCUUGCAAACUCUGGAGACAUCUAAUAUAUUGGAUAAUAAAUCUAUGGACAAGUCUUUUUCAGAGAAAUAUGGGUUAACUGAGAAUGAAUCUAGACAAUUAUGUAUCUUAUUCAAACCUGCCAACCAUGAACGAUGUCUCAAAUUAUCAGCUCAGGAUUUAUCUGUUGCUUAUUUAUUAGCUAAUAAAUUAGGGAAAAUUAAAAAAGAAAACAAAGUACUUAAAGUAACAUAUAAUGCUGCUUGCCAAGUAUUAGACCGUGUUAAAUCGACUGGUACAAAGCAACACUGCACUUUAGCUGUUGCUGAAUUUGUUGGGAAUAUUGCAGUGGAAAGUAGAGUUACUGGAAGUGUACUUAUUGAGGGAGUGAGGAAUAUAUGUAAUGAACUUUUUGAAAAAUCAGAAUCCAAAGAAAAUCUAAGUGUUAUCAGAGAUAUAAUUGAAGAUAUAUAUAGUGAUAUUUCCAAGAAUAUGCCCCCAAAUCCAAGAGAUAUUGAUAUUGUAGAAAAUAUAAAGGAUCUUAACGAAGAUAUUGAGUUUCAAUUUAAAUCUAAUAAAUAUUUGUAUGGACCUUAUCAAUAUGACGAUUCAAGGAAAAUUUUUGGUCCCAAAGGAAGUGGUGACUUUUGGAGUCCUUUUCAUGUCUCGUCUACUGACCAAGUACAAGGUAUUUAUCUUAAUCCCAAACUUAAAGUGAGCCUUAAAAGCCCUCAUUUCUCCAAUGUAUCCUUAGAAUUGUUAACAAUCUCAGGUAAUGGAAUAUUUGGAUCUUGGGCUGAAACAAUGCAAAGUACUUAUAUUAGAGUAUCACCUCCAUCUACAGUGCAUUCAAAUUUAUAUAUUCCACCAUUUAGCCGUAUUGCAAAAAAAAUCAAUACAAACCGUGAACUUGUAUUUACAAGUUGCUUGUCUGUUUUAAAAAAGAAUAAGAUCUCUGAGGAAAUUGCCAAUGAAGUUUGUAAAUCUAUAGACCCCUAUUCAUCACCUGCCUGUCAUAGUUUAUUUAUAGUAUUACUUCAAUAUACUGAGGAUGUUCAUGAUUACAUAACAAGUGCUAGCAAUGGAAAAAUAUUUUAUGAUUUUUCAGACUUGUGUAAAAUAAUGUAUGUGUUAAAUCCUUUGCAAUAUAAUGAUGGAUCCAUUGGUAAUGCUGCUCAAGUCUGUGUUUCCUCAUCUAUUAUGGUAGAUUUCCAGAGGAAAUAUUCAACUUCUGAUUACUUUAUGAGUAAUCUGUGUUCUAAAAUAGACCUUACAAGAACCCAAUCUUUUGCUAGGAUUAAUUUAUCACAAAGAAAACGAGUUAUGAUUGCAGCUAAAGUUAUUUCUACUAGUAUAGCCAAAAGUUAUGAAUAUGUUUAUAUGACAAAAGGUGGAAUCAAUUGGGCUAGGAAUGUUCCAAGAGUUAGCUUUGAAAAUAUGAUCAAUUUAAUUUCUAAUACAGGAGAUGAAAUUGCAGAUGAAGCGGAAUGUGAAAAAUCUUGUAAUUCAGAUGGAGUAUUCUUUAAGAAUGUACUUCCAGAUUACUCUAUUUGUAUGAAGGCAUGCAUGGUAUCUGUUGAUGAUAGAUCUAACGGCGACCAACGAUAUGCUAGAUAUCAAGGUGUUGGUACUCAUAAAAACCCAAGUCGACAUACAUGGUGGCAAUCUUAA
Molecule: messenger RNA, 3426 nt
Organism: Cryptosporidium muris RN66
Lineage: Eukaryota; Apicomplexa; Conoidasida; Eucoccidiorida; Cryptosporidiidae
Exons: 1
Coding region: 1-3426 (1141 amino acids)
Source: RefSeq, a predicted model, not a curated record